AUGACUGGGCCGCGAUGCCGCCGGUCGCUCCUUGCAGUAGCGUGCGUUUGCACCUGCAUUGGUCGCAGCGCCGGCGUUUUCGAUGGUGGCGAUGAGGAACAUGACCUUGGCACUCGCGCAGCACAGGCUGCAUGGGCGGCUCUGGAGUCCGUGGUACACGACGACGCUGGGCGAGGCGCCAGCGCGGUGGACUGGCGCAGCGUGGAGAGCGGCCUGGCGGCGGUGCACCCGCACGCGGAGGCCUCCGCCGCGCUGGGCUGGCUGCACCUGUUUGGGGUGCCCGGCGCCAGCGGCGACUUCGCACCCCCGGGCGGCUUCCGGCGCGACGUCGACCGCGCCGUGACCGUCCUCCGCGAGGGCGCCGCCCUCUCCGGCCCGGCGUGCGGGCGGUGCUAUGCCCUGCUGGGGCUGCUGCUCACGUGGGGUAUCCGCCGCUGGUGA
This is a messenger RNA of Prorocentrum cordatum, 441 nucleotides long. The record is from the annotation of a GenBank genome assembly. Lineage: Eukaryota; Dinophyceae; Prorocentrales; Prorocentraceae.